Olea europaea var. sylvestris is the source of this 2015-nucleotide messenger RNA. RefSeq lists its product as uncharacterized. Gene Ontology annotation, molecular function: protein binding. The transcript has 7 exons. NCBI's taxonomy places the organism in Eukaryota, Viridiplantae, Streptophyta, Magnoliopsida, Lamiales, Oleaceae. The record is from RefSeq and is a predicted model, not a curated record. Bases 210 to 1718 code for a protein of 502 amino acids.
CUCUCCACUUGACCGCAGCCCACUGAACCUUUUUCUCUGUCUUCUGUCUCUUUCAUCUUUUUCUCUCUCUCUCUCUUCAACCAUUUCACUCACUCACUCUUCCUCAAAAAACCCAUCACUUUUUCCCUUCUUUUCUCUUUUCAUCAAGAAUCUAAAAAUCCCAUAUAGGGUUUUACUUUCAAGCAAAUGCAGAGCUACAGCCUCCAUUAAUGGCAUUUCAGAUGGGAAGAAAUGUUCUUGUGCUGCUGUUCACGAUUCUGCUGCUUUUUGGUGGUGUUUGUUCUGUUUCAGCUGGUGUUUAUUCUCUUUCAGCUACUUCCUCACCUACCAGAAUUUUAAAUGGGUUUUUCUCAAAUGCAUUUUCUAUGCUGAUGAAAUGGAUUUUAUCGCUCAAGGCAACUACUAAAACAGCUAUAUCUGGGCGUCCAAUGAUGAAAUUUGAGAGUGGGUACACAGUGGAGACUGUGUUUGAUGGGAGCAAACUUGGCAUUGAGCCUCAUUCUGUUGAAGUUUUGCCUAAUGGGGACCUUCUCAUUUUGGAUUCUUCUAACAGCAAUCUUUACAAAAUCUCUUCAUCCUUGUCCCUAUAUAGCAGGCCAAAGCUGAUAACAGGAUCAGCUGAUGGAUACUCCGGAUAUGUGGAUGGUAAAUUGAGAGAAGCAAGAAUGAAUCAUCCAAAGGGACUUACAGUGGAUGAUGGAGGAAAUGUGUACAUUGCUGACACGGAUAAUAUGUCAAUCAGGAAGAUAAGCGAUACUGGGGUGACAACCAUUGCAGGAGGUAAAUGGAGUCGGGGAAAUGGACAUCUGGAUGGACCCAGUGGAGAUGCAAAAUUUUCAAAUGAUUUCGAUGUGGUCUAUAUAGGAAGCAGUUGCUCUCUCCUCGUUAUAGAUAGAGGAAAUAAGGCGAUUCGUGAAAUACAACUCCACUUUGAUGAUUGUGCUCAUCAGUAUGGAAGCAGUUUUCCCCUGGGUAUUGCAGUGCUUAUAGCAGCUGGCUUCUUCGGUUACAUGUUAGCUUUGCUUCAACGAAGAGUUGGCUCAAUUGUGGCUUCUCAAGAUGAGCAAGGAAUCUUGAAAGCAAGUACUGUAAAUCAGAAUCCGUACCAGAUGCAGCUGAAGUCAUCAGUAAGACCACCACUGAUUCCGACAGAAGACGAGCAGGAGAAACUCGAAGAAAGCUUUUUCGGGUCAUUAGGGAGACUGGUUGCACAAACUGGAGCAUCUGCUGCUGAAAUUCUUGGAGGAGUUUUUCCUGUGUUCAGAAGGAAUCAGUAUAAUCAUCAGUAUCAAAACCAAGUACAACAGCACAAGUAUUCAAAUGCUUGGCCUGUUCAACAAGAUAGCUUUGUUAUACCAGAUGAAGAUGAGCCCCCUUCCAUUGAGACCAGGACCCCGACUCCUCGAAAAACCUAUGCCUUCAUGUCCAAAGAUUCUGAGAAAAUGCAACGACUUAAACAAAGUCGUGCUUUUUACGAUGGAUGGGAAGGUGACGUCCAGAAUCAGCAAACUCAGAAAAAACAUCAUCAUCGAUAUCAUUCGUCCAUACCUCAAACUUACUAUGAACAAACCUCGGCGAACACCAGCGAGAUUGUGUUUGGAGCAGUUCAGGAGCAAGAAGGGCAGCGCGAUGUUAUAAUAAAGCCCCUCGACAAUGUGAUCCCGUCAUAUGAUGUCUCUAAAAUUCGUGCUCGACUCAACUAUACCCAUGGACGUUGAUUAUUAUACACCAUUACUUCCUCAAGACUUCUUGAUGGCUAAAAAGUCAGGUAUAUCAUAUAUUCGUAGUGCUAAGUUUGCCGUAAUAGCGAAAAUCUAUUUGUAGUCUUGGAGAAAAAAUGUUUUUUAAGUGUCCAAUGAAAAUGGAUUAUCUUAUUUUUGAUGCUCUAUUUCAUUUACUUUUCCGUUAGUCAAACUAAUAGAUAUGGACAGAAUGACUGAUGAGAAUGAAAUUUCGCUCGAAAAGCCGGUUGGAUUCCUUCCUGGAUGAAGACAAACAUUUGUUUCUUUUUUAAA